AUGGACGUGGAGGUGAGUGCUGGCAGGGACAGCACCUGGAGGAGAGCAGCAGCAGCAGCAGAUGAUGCCGGAGGGGGAGGCAUGGAGGCUCAGGUCGUGCCGCUGGAGAUCUACGACUCUGCAAGAGCCAAAAUAGACGCAAAUCUCCGCUGGCUGUUUGCCAAAGCUUAUGGUAUAGAGCACAUCCCUGCAGACCUGCGGGACCCCUUCUAUACAGACCAGUACGAGCAGGAACACAUCAAGCCCCCCAUCAUCCACCUGCUGUUGUCUGGAGAGCUCUACUGCCGGGUGUGUGGGCUCAUCCUGCACGCAGAGCAGGCUGCCUCACUCCAAAGCCACCAGUCUGUCAUCCAGGCCCUGUCCAGAAAAGGCAUCUAUGUCCUGCAGACAGACAGUUCACCUGUCUCUGAUCUGGACCUCAGCUCGGCUCCCAUCAAGAUGAGCUCCCACAUCCACCUCAUUGAUGCCCUGAUGAUGGCCUAUAUAGUGGAGAUGAUCAGUAUAGAGAAGGUGGUGUCCAGUGUCAAAAGGUUUUCCAACUUCAGUGCCUCCAAGGAGCUGCCUUUUGACCUGGAAGACGCCAUGGUCUUUUGGAUCAACAAGGUGAACAUCAAGAUGAGGGAGAUCAUAGAAAAAGAGCUGAAAAUGAAGCAACAUCUGCUGGAGUCACCCAGUCACCAGAAGGUGCGUUACCGCAGAGAUCACCUGGCAGGUCGGACACUUCAGCACUUCCCUCUGUUGGAUGACCUGUUGAAGGAUGUGUGUGACGGCACGGCUCUGCUGGCUGUGAUCCACUUCUAUUGCCCAGAAAUCAUUAGACUAGAAGAUAUCUGUCUGAAGGAAGUUCCCUCCAUAGCAGACAGCGUGUACAACAUCCAGCUACUAAAGGAGUUUUCCAAUGAAUACCUGAACAAAUGCUUUCAUCUGAAGCCUGAGGACAUGUUAUAUUCUCCACCAGUUCUAAAGAAUAAUGUGAUGGUCUUCAUUGCUGAACUCUUCUGGUGGUUUGAGAGUGUGAAGCCAGAGUUCGUACAGCCCAGGGACCUUCAGGAAAUCAGAGAUGUGAGAUUGCUACUGCAGCCCAAGAGUUCACGACCCCAUGUUGCCAUCUCCAGCGUCACCAAACGUAGUUUCCUGACAUCAUCAAACUCUGCUGACACCUUGACCACGCCCCCGAGCCCUGACCUCAGCACUAAGCCAAGCUCAUUAAGCCCAUCUCACUCCUUACUGCCCUUGAGACAGAGACAGCAGAAAGUGGCUGAGGAGAACACUUCAGAGGUGAGAAAAAGGCCCAACUCUAUGGCACAUACUGAUGGGCUGCAUCAGGGCUCAAUACUGGCCUGGCCAGAGAGGAGGCCGAGGCCUUUAUCCCAGCCGGUGCCCUACGCCCUGCACUGUCCCCUGGAGGAUGAUGCAGACAGUAUAAGUCUUGCUCGGUCCAUCAGCAAAGACAGCUUGGCCUCCAAUAUAAUGUGCAUCACCCCCAAACACAUGCUGGGGUCUGGUCCUCAACUGUCUCAACACAGACUCAGUGGUCAAAGCCUGCUUAGUCACAUGCGCAUAGAGGAUGAGGAGGAGGAGAUAGAAGAGGAGGAACUGGUCGCUGUAAUCCACCCUUCUGCAUUUUCUCGAUAUCGACUUGGGAGUGACAUGGAGCAAGACGAACUGGAAAUCCAGAGCGCGACCUUGACCUCAAGGGUUUCUAACAGUCGUUGCUCUCCCCGCCUUGACAUGACCCCCUGUACUCCCGACCACCAGGCAGACAGCUACUAUCUGGAGCCUUUGAUGCCUGCCAUCCCGAAACCAGCCAAAGAGAAGAGCAUCAGCCUGAACAAGGAGGAGGAGAGUGGUGAGAGCCGUUGUAGAGCAGCAGGAGCUGCAAGGAAAGCAGCCACCAAUGUCCCAAGCACCUCACAGAGGAAAGCCUCUGUGGUUGAGUCAAACAGAAGUACCUUCACACCCAUACCUGUGGUAGAAUCAGCCCCUAGCUCUCUCAGGCCACCCACAGAGGGGUCGAUAGGCAUCCCUCAGUCUGUGAGGAAACAGCCCCAAGGCUUUUUCCUUCAUUUGUCAGGAGAGCUAGAGCACCACAGCCCUGAGGUAGGGCACGACUCUGACUCUGACAUUGCAGACCUUGAGGAAGACGAGGAGGAGGAUGAUCAGAUGGAGCUGGCCAAAGUGGUGAUGAGGAGAGGAAAGGGACAAUACUUAGAGGAGGGAGAGAUGUGUGAAUUUGGAGAGGGAGAGGGUGAGUCAGCCAAACUGAGAGAAGACUUGAAGAUUAGUGAGUGGGACGAUAAGGAAGACUUCAGUGGACGCUCCAGCCCUUGCCUCAGUACCAUAUCCUGGGCGAGCAGCUGCAGCGCUUCAGGCAGCACCAGUGUCAAGAUGACCAGCUUUGCAGAGAGAAAGCUUCUUAAACUUGGCCUCCGUGAUGGAUUCUCAAGUACCAGCAGCUCUCAGAAGACCACACCAGAUGGCUCUGAGGUUACCCCCUGCCCUCCCUGGCAACUGAGGAGUGACUGCACCUCCGGCUGGAUAGGGAAGGAGCCUGCUCCUAUGUUGGGGAAGAAUAUGAUGGUGAGUCCCUCAGUUGUGCCUUCAGAGCUGCUGCAACUUCACAUGCAGCUAGAAGAGCAAAGACGUGCUAUUGAGUAUCAGAAGAAGAAGAUGGAGACCCUAUCAGCAAGGCAGCGACUAAAGCUAGGGAAAGCUGCGUUCUUGAACAUUGUUAAGAAGGGUGGAGGGAAGAGUGACACACUUCCUCUGCCCCUGAAACACUCAGAAUCUGCAGAACUGGCUGACCGGAGUAGAGUGAAGACCCAGUCCUGCAAGGAUGACUCCUGUCUUGAUGCUCUGAAGGUCCAGGCAAAGGCAGGUCAAACAGAGGCAGGGCAGAUGAAAAGAGACAACAGGUUGAACACCCUGUCCCAGGAUAAUGGGGCUGAACCUGACUUGAAUGAGUGUUCCCACUCUAUAGAUCUACUCAAUGAAGCUAUUAGUUCCAUUCAACACCAGAUGAUGCAGCUCUCCUUACAGCAAGACCUGCUAAUGAAGCGUGUGGUGUCACCUCCUGAACGUGUAGAAUCAAGCCCCAGCACAACCCCGAACACGACGCAAUCAACAUCCUCUACCUCAGACUCCAGAUCCUUUGCACUUCACUUUGUAGAUAUCAGUGGCAGCAACUCUGCACCUUCUCGCCGUCCUCCCAAGCUCAGCUCCAGCCAACGCAGCAAAGCCUUGGAGCAAAAACAGAGUAAAGACAACAGCAAGUUGGCUUCUGUCAAGUCUAAUACUCAGUCCCCCAAAGAAAAUUCUGGUGGAGACCAGAAGACAGGGAGUAGCUCCAGGCUAGAGACAAGCCUUCAGAGAAACACAACCUUCAGAGUUCAUAAUGACCUCAAGCAGCGCAGCAGCAAAGAGGGAACUGGGGGCUUCUUGGACAAAACGCAAUCACAGGACCCACAAGUCAUUUCCAGUACAUCAGUGUCUCCCUCGGAGGCUGCGGAACAAGAGGAGGACAAUGUUGCCAACUCAGGAAAAGAGGCUGUGGGUGGAGAUGAGAAUACCAGGGUCAAGGGUCAACUGAUUGAGGUCGACCUAUCAGAGCUUAAAGAUCCACUGGAAGAUGGAAGUGCAGACUGCACUGAGGCCGAGCAGAAGAAUGUGCUAGGCUUCUUCUUCAAGGAUGAUGAGAAAGCGGAGGAUGAAAUGGCCAAACGUCGUGCUGCCUUCCUUCUCAAACAGCAACGCAAAGCUGAGGAAACUAGACUACGCAAACAACAGCAAGAAGCUGAGAGUGAGCUCAAACGUGAUGAGGCCAGGCGCAAGGCAGAAGAGGACCGUGUUCGUAAGGAGGAGGAGAAGGCACGACGAGAGCUUAUUAAGCAGGAAUACCUGCGGAGGAAGCAGCAAGCGUUGAUGGAAGAGCAGGGUCUGGUCAAACCUCGCCCACGGACUAAGUCCCGCAGGAGUAGGCCGAAAUCACUGCACCGUGAUGAGUCCAACAGCCUCUCCAAAGGAUCCACCACUCGUAAUUCUCUGAAGGUGUCGAUGUUGAUCAAAGCGAAGGGCUCAGCAGCAGGCUGCAGGGGAGCUGAUCUGAGCUGUAGUUAUCAAGGAUCGACGCUCUCUUUGGCCACUGAGGCAGACAGUGUCAUCUCUGGAGGGGCAGAGUCACAGAGGGCUGGAUCUGUGUGUUCCGUGGAGUCAUUUCCUAUGCUGAGCAGGGCGUCUAGCAGGAACAUGGAGAGGGACUGGGAGAACGGCUCUAUAGCCUCUUCCAUCACUUCAAUGGAGUACAAUGGUCCUAAACUGUUCAAGGAGCCAAGCUCCAAGUCCAACAAGCCAAUCAUCAUCAACGCCAUCGCUCACUGCUGUCUGGCUGGAAGGGUUAAUGAAACCCAGAAGAAUGCUGUUUUGGAGGAACUGGAAAAGUGUGAGUCCAAUCACCUGAUCAUCCUCUUCCGCGACGGUGGGUGCCAGUUCCGCGCCAUUUACUCAUACUCACCGGACACAGAGGAGAUCGUCAAGUUCACAGGCACAGGACCGCGCACUAUCAGCCGGAAGAUGAUUGACAAGCUCUACAAAUACAGCUCGGACCGCAAGCAGUUCACUGUCAUCCCCGCCAAGUCUGUGUCGGUCAGCGUGGACGCCCUGACCAUCCACAAUCACCUGUGGCAGGUCAAGAGACCAGGGAGUGCACGUAGGAAGUGAGAAAGAGGAGGAAAGAAAACACUUCUUAUAGUCUCUGUUCUAUCUACUACUGUUGGGCAGGACCCAAUGAUCUCUGAGGUGACUGACAUGUGAUCACGUGACUAACAUGUCAUUAGACAGGAGGAUUAGAUGUUCUUAUUGAUGGAGAUGUCAGCCUGCGGCGGUGCGAGAAUAUGAUCGUCUGCCAACUGAAUGCUCUGAUUUCUUUCUUUUCUUGUCUCGUUAGCUUUUUAUUCUGCAUGUCACAUAUUUAUGUUUUAAUUUGUGGGUACGCCCUUCGUUUAUUAGGCACUGUUAAUGAUGGACUGAUUGUUAUGUAGCGGUGAAGAAAUGGACCCUCAAGUCGAAUACCACUGAAUCUACUUACAGUAGGAAGCAUACUACUGAAACCAAGUGCAACUACAGACAGGCAGUGGUGAACACUGACUUGACCAUGUUUUGAAAAGUUAAAGGUACUUCAGCUUGGCAAAAAUACCCUACUGCUGUGAUUAAUCCAGGCUCCACAUACACAGCCUCUGUUAUUCACCUGUAUCUACUCCUGGUCGCUGCUUUUAUGAAGAGGGAGCUUUGAACAAACUUUUUUAAUGUAUGUAUGGAAUGGAUGUUAGUGAGUGGUAAUCUGCAGUCUUGUUUUCUAUUUAGUGUG
Molecule: messenger RNA, 5362 nt
Organism: Chelmon rostratus (copperband butterflyfish)
Lineage: Eukaryota; Metazoa; Chordata; Actinopteri; Chaetodontiformes; Chaetodontidae
Gene: camsap1a
Product: calmodulin regulated spectrin-associated protein 1a
Exons: 18
Coding region: 1-4716 (1571 amino acids)
Biological process (GO): negative regulation of microtubule depolymerization; cytoplasmic microtubule organization; neuron projection development
Cellular component (GO): microtubule minus-end
Molecular function (GO): microtubule minus-end binding; spectrin binding; calmodulin binding
Source: RefSeq, a predicted model, not a curated record